GAGGCGGAGCCGGGCGGGGCCAGGCCGGGAAGCGGGCGGGCAGCGCGCAGCCGGCGGUGGGGGGUAGCAGGAGGGGUUCGGUCAUGGAUGCCAACGCGUUGGAGUUGGAUGCGGUGAAGUUCGCGCAGCUGGCGGUGCAGCGGGACCAGAGCGGGCGCUACCAGGAGGCCGUGUUCUACUACAAGGAAGCCGCACAAGCCUUGAUUUAUGCUGGCAUGGCAGGGUCAAGCUUGGAAAAUAUUCAGGAAAAAAUAAAUGAGUAUUUGGAGAGAGUUCAAGCUCUCCAUUCAGCAGUUCAGUCUCAGAACACAGACCCUCUGAAGUCGAAACAGCAGUUGGACUUGGAGCGUGCUCACUUCCUAGUUACACAGGCUUUUGAUGAAGACGAUAAAGGCAACGUGGAAGAAGCUAUAGAGCUGUACACGGAAGCAGUGGAGCUCUGUUUGAAAACAGCUGCAGAAACUUCAGAAGCAGGCCUGCAGUCAAAACUGAAACAACUGGCUCGGCAAGCAUUAGAUAGAGCAGAAGCACUGAAAGUAUCAAUGUCAAAGUCAUCUCAGAAGGAGAAGUCAACUGCUGCUAGACCAAAUCAGCCGGUCAGAACAUUCUUUCCUCUGGGACCUGAUUUUUCUUUAAAUGAUAAACCACAGACAAUCAGAGCAGUACAAGCUAGUGAAUCUCAAGGGCAGAGGUACACUGCAGAAGAGAUUGAAGUACUCAGAAAGACUUCAAAAAUUAAUGGCAUUGAAUAUGUCCCUUUCAUGAGCGUUGAUCUGAGGGAACGUUUUGCCUUCCCUAUGCCAUUUUCUGAUAAAUGUGGGAAGUUGCCAUUAUCCCCCAAACAGAAAGCAAUGUUUGCCAAGUGGGUGCGGCCGGAUGACAUAACAAAUAACCCUACGAUGAUUUAUACUGUAUCAAGUUUCAGCAUUAAGCAGACAAUAGUGUCAGAUUGUUCCUUUGUGGCAUCGCUAGCUAUCAGUGCUGCAUAUGAAAGAAGAUAUAACAAAAAGUUGAUUACAAGUAUCAUUUACCCUCAGAACAAGAAAGGAGAACCAGAGUAUAAUCCAUGUGGGAAAUACAUGGUGAAGCUUCAUAUCAAUGGGGUACCUAGAAAGGUGAUCAUAGAUGACCAAUUACCUGUUGAUCAUAAUGGGGAGCUUCUCUGCUCUUAUUCUAACAAUAAGAAUGAAUUAUGGGUAUCGCUAAUAGAAAAGGCUUACAUGAAGGUCAUGGGAGGAUAUGAUUUUCCUGGAUCAAAUUCCAACAUCGACCUCCAUGCGCUGACUGGUUGGAUACCUGAAAGAAUUGCUAUGCACUCUGACAAUCAAGCUUUUGAUAGAGAUAGCACUUUCAGAAUGCUCUAUCAGAGAUUUCAUAAGGGAGAUGUCCUUAUCACAACAGCAACAGGUGUGAUGUCUGAAGAGGAGGGAGAAAAGUGGGGUUUAGUUCCAACCCAUGCCUAUGCAGUCUUGGAUAUAAGAGAACAUAAGGGGCUUAGAUUCCUCCAGCUGAAAAAUCCAUGGAGUCACUUGCGUUGGAAGGGACGGUACAGUGAAAAUGACACAAGAAGUUGGACCCCAGAUCUACAAAAAUACUUGAACUUUGAUCCAAGAACAGCUCAGAAAAUAGACAAUGGUAUUUUCUGGAUUGCCUGGGAGGACCUGUGCCAGUACUAUGAUGUAAUUUAUUUGAGUUGGAACCCAGGUCUUUUUAAAGAAUCCACAUGUAUUCACAGUACUUGGGAUGCAAAGCAAGGCCCGGUGAAGGAUGCCUACAGCCUGGCCAACAACCCGCAGUACAAGCUGGAAGUGCAGUGCCCACAGGGUGGAGCUGUGGUCUGGGUGCUGCUGAGUAGGCACAUCACGGAUAAGGAUGACUUUGCACACAAUAGGGAAUUUAUUACUAUGGUUGUAUACAAGACUGAUGGCAAAAAAGUUUACUAUCCAGCUGAUCCUCUUCCAUAUAUCGACGGCAUUCGGAUCAACAGUCCUCAUUAUCUGACCAAGAUAAAGCUGACCUCUCCAGGGACCCAUACAUUUACAUUAGUGGUGUCUCAGUACGAGAAACAAAACACUAUCCAUUACACCAUCAGGGUGUAUUCCUUGUGCAAGUUUACCUUUUCCAAGAUUCCUACACCUUACACCAUUUCCAAACGGGUUAAUGGACAAUGGAAAGGUCACAGUGCUGGAGGAUGUGGAAACUUCAGAGACAGCUACAAAAAUAACCCCAUCUAUCAAUUCCAGCUGGACAAGAGUGGGCCGUUACUAAUUGAACUGCGUGGACCAAGGCAGUACAGCGUUGGCUUUGAAAUUGUCACUGUCUCAACAGUAGGUGAUCCUGGUUCCUAUGGCUUUCAGAAGAAGAGCAGUGGGGACUACAGGUGUGGAUUUUGCUACCUGGAAGUGGAGAACAUCCUGGCUGGAGUCUACAACAUUAUCCCCACCACGUUCCUGCCUCAACAAGAAGGUCCUUUUUUCUUAGAUUUUAAUAGCACUUCUCCUCUUAGGGUAUCACAGCUUCAGUGAGGAGACAGACGGGAUACAUGGCGUUUUAAGGAUGUACUAUUGAACUGCUCUGCAGUCUCAGAAAGGUGAAUAACUUACUGCAGAUCUGCAUAAAAAAAGAUCUCACUCCAAGUUAUAGCCAAGAGCACAGAGUCACCAAUUUGGCAAUUGAUCGUGACAGAAAAUUAGAUGUGGUUUUUGAUGCUAUAGUAUUGGCAUGAGCACUGUUGAGCAGGCUUGUGAACAAGCUAAAGUGUUAUACUCAGACAAACUGGAAGAACGUAAUUUGCUGCAGUUUUUCUACACUUCAAAUCAAAAUCUAGUGAGUUCAGAGAAAAACUAACACCAGAAUUCUCUUCUCCUAAAGUACAGGGUCGGUGGGUUGAAGAUUUUAUUCUGAGAUGUAAAAAUGUAAGAAAAGUAUUCUUGUGUAUUCUGCUUAUUCAUUCUCAGGCCCAAAUCUGUAGUAAAUGCCAUUUGUACCGCUGCCUUGAAUGUUUACAGCAUUGAAGCACUUCUCGCAUUUAAGUGUGAGUUCACUACUGCUGAGCACAUAUUCCAGACUGCCACUAUCCUGUUCAGCUUAUCUCAAGUAUGUACACAGGAGUAAAAGAUAAGAAAGAGCCCAGGUUUAGCUACUUCUAAAAAAGCGAAGGAUUUACCCUUACUACCUGCACUUUGAGAGCUGUUAUUUUGUAUUACUUUAAUAUACAUCAUAGCACAAGGUAGAUACAGCUUCCUUACUGCUUUUAAAGCUACCAGAGGAAGCUCUUUGCCCUUCUUUGUCUGCCAAGUUUUCAAGUGAAAAGGUGGCAUUUUAAGAGCACUGGUGCCACUUGUUUGUUAGGAAACCAAGCGUGUGCUACGGGAGAACUAGAAAUUCCUGGGGGUAAAAUUACUCCCCCAGAAGUCUCUGCCUUCUCCAGAUAGUCUGAGCUCCUUUUUACUUCAUCUCCACCAUCAGGCAGCUGGUUCAUAAAUGUCAGGCUUUCAAAGGACAGUGAGUACACAUGCCUUUUUGGACUGCAGCUCUCUCAGAGACCAUGUGGGCCUUGUGCUGAGCUUGUCACAGUGUGGCUUACCUUCUUUUGCAGCAUAUCAACAUAGGGAACAGGAGCAAAAACCCAUUAGGUUCUUUGUGGCUCUCCUGGGUGCAGUCAGUUGUGCCAAGGACUGUUCCUCCCUACAAAAUUUAAACUUCAUUUGCUUACGUGUUCCUGUGUUUUGCUCAGGUUAAACAGAGGUAUUUUAUCACCUGUGACAUCUAAACUUACAAGAGGCAGAUGCCAGAGCUGCCAACCUUCAGAACUAAACGAAGCUGUUGCCUCUCCCCAGCUGUUGAGAUCAAGCUGGUAGGCCACGGUAAAAUCAAGUUCCCUUCUGUACCAGGGUUCUGUUCUAGGGGAAGAGUUUCUUCUAUUUAUUUCUUUAGGCUUUUUUUUUUUUUUUUUUUUUUUUUUUUUUUUUCUCCACAAAUCUGGUAAAAUAAGUGAAAUAAGUGGUGUGAACUGCUCCUUAAAUUACAGCACAGCCUCAGGUGAAGACGUCGAUUACGUUGUUCUUUCCUUUACCUCAUUGCUAUAAUUACACCAUGGCAUUUCUUAUCUCUAAGGACAGAAUAUUAGAUACUGAGUUAAGACUGGAAAGCAAGACUUCCAGAAAGGAGUACAGGCUUUAGGGAGGGGAACUGAAGGAGCUCACAGCUGCAGCUUAAACUGGAGUGAGGGAACACUGCCCACAUCACUUCCAGCAUGACAGCUAUGACCCUCAGCUCUUAGCCUUUUAAACAUGAAAAUACAAGACCUCAUUACACUUACCAACAAGCAAUACUUCACUCUACGAGUGCACAGUAUGCGACAACUGAAAACUGUCUGAGCUGCAGAACAAGGCAGCCAAAUACCAAUGAAAGCUGGUUGUUGUGAGGAGCUUUAAGAGGAUUUGUGCUUUCCUUGAUUCACUGAGGGAAGAUGACAACAAACAGAUGAUUUUUAAUUCUCUGUCAUUGGUGCUGAGGGACAACUGGAGAGCCCUCUUCAGAAGUCUUAACAUUCUCCAUUCUUAUACACUGAGAAAGCUUUUCUGUAUUUUGGUAUGGGGUUUUUGUUUGUUUAAAGUCCUACCUUAAGCCUCCAUACAACACCCUGUGUGCUGCUGUUGAUAGCUCAGGGUGAGCCACCCCCUCCCAGCACACACAUCACUGGUUGUUAUGUUGGGAAUGUGUGGGAUGAGUCCUUCCUAAUCAGACCCAUCAGUUUUCCAAGGCUUUCUGCAGUGAGUCUGAGUUUCAGUCCUACUUUCCUGAUGCAAGUCUUACUGAACUGUCUUCUUGUAAUUACACAGUUAGUUGACCGUACAACCUAUAAGGUGUCGUACCAAUCAGCUGCUUUGAGUUAAAUCUAUGUACAGAACCAUAGAGGUUUUCAUCACUUAGGCAAACAAGGACAUAUUAAAUUGUGUGAUAAUGCCAAAGAGUAGAAGAAUUCCUACAUUAACUGUUGCUUUAUACAUUCGUGCUGCUCAUAAAUACUUUGAUACACGAGAGGCUUAUUUUUAUAUCCAUGAAGGCAGCUACUAUCACGUUACCACAUCAGGAUAUAUAAAGAUUCCAACAGAAAAGGAACUGGAAAAAGCUCAUUGAUUUGCCUGUACUCCCCGGUGAUGUAUGUUCAUUUAAGUUUGUCAUAUUUAUAAUUACAGCUUUUACAGAGUUUAAAAUAAAAUGAGUUUUCCAUUAAUUUAAUAGA
This is a messenger RNA of Coturnix japonica (Japanese quail), 5248 nucleotides long. RefSeq names its product calpain 7 (gene CAPN7). Gene Ontology annotation, biological process: proteolysis. Lineage: Eukaryota; Metazoa; Chordata; Aves; Galliformes; Phasianidae. The record is from RefSeq and is a predicted model, not a curated record. Gene Ontology annotation, molecular function: calcium-dependent cysteine-type endopeptidase activity.